Molecule: messenger RNA, 10547 nt
Organism: Haemorhous mexicanus (house finch)
Lineage: Eukaryota; Metazoa; Chordata; Aves; Passeriformes; Fringillidae
Gene: SPPL2B
Product: signal peptide peptidase like 2B
Exons: 15
Coding region: 76-1869 (597 amino acids)
Biological process (GO): membrane protein proteolysis
Cellular component (GO): lysosomal membrane; Golgi-associated vesicle membrane; lumenal side of endoplasmic reticulum membrane
Molecular function (GO): aspartic endopeptidase activity, intramembrane cleaving
Source: RefSeq, a predicted model, not a curated record
CUCUGGGUGCCCGGUGCUGAAGGGUCCGGCCCGGCCCAGGUCGGAACAAAGCGGCGGCGGCGCGGCAGGCUCGGCAUGGCGGCGCGGCCGGCCCCGCUCCGCCUCUGGCUGCUCCUGUAUCUGCUGCCGCAGGUGUACUGUGAGUAUGGGAUGGUACAUGUCCUUUCAGAGAAGGGGAGCAGCAAAGGAAAAGACUACUGUAUUCUCUUCAACUCGCAGUGGGCCCAUUUGCCACAUGAUUUGGGUAAAGCUUCACUCCUGCAACUGCAGGAUCAGACAGCAUCUGUUUUGUGUUCUCCUUCUGAUGUACCUCAUGGGGGAUUUAAUAAUCAAAUCCCCAUGGUGAUGCGAGGAAAUUGCACCUUCUAUGAGAAAGUGAGGCUUGCUCAGAUAAAUGGGGCCCGUGGGCUGCUGAUUGUUAGUAGAGAGAGACUGGUUCCUCCUGGAGGUAAUAGGAGCCAGUAUGAAGAGAUUGAUAUACCUGUGGCUCUGCUUAGCUAUACUGAUAUGUUAGAUAUUGGCAAGAGUUUUGGCAGCUCCGUGAAAGGAGCAAUGUAUGCACCAAAUGAACCUGUGCUGGACUACAACAUGGUGAUUAUCUUUGUCAUGGCCGUGGGGACUGUUGCAAUUGGAGGCUACUGGGCAGGAAGCAGAGAUGUGAAAAAGAGAUACAUGAAGCACAAGCGUGAUGAUGGGGCAGAGAAACAUGAUGAUGAAACAGUGGAUGUGACUCCCAUAAUGAUAUGUGUGUUUGUAGUGAUGUGCUGCUCAAUGCUCGUCCUCCUUUAUUUCUUCUAUGACCACUUAGUCUAUGUUAUAAUAGGAAUAUUCUGCCUGGCUGCCUCGAUUGGUCUUUACAGCUGUCUGUCUCCCUUUGUAAGAAGAUUACCCUUGGGAAAGUGUAGAAUCCCAGACAACAACUUGCCAUAUUUUCACAAGCGUCCCCAGGUCCGGAUGUUGCUCUUGGCAGUAUUUUGUAUCUCUGUCAGCGUAGUCUGGGGAAUCUUCAGAAAUGAAGAUCAGUGGGCCUGGGUUCUGCAAGAUGCUUUAGGAAUUGCUUUCUGUCUUUACAUGUUGAAAACAAUUCGCCUGCCUACAUUUAAGGGUUGUACCUUACUCCUCCUGGUUCUUUUUGUGUAUGAUGUAUUCUUUGUAUUUAUCACACCUUUUCUAACAAAGACUGGGGAGAGUAUAAUGGUGGAGGUGGCUGCAGGCCCUUCUGAUUCUGCCACUCAUGAAAAGCUUCCAAUGGUCCUGAAGGUUCCCCGACUGAAUUCCUCACCAUUGGCUCUAUGUGACAGGCCUUUUUCUCUCCUAGGAUUUGGAGACAUUUUAGUUCCAGGCCUACUGGUAGCGUAUUGCCAUAGGUUUGAUAUUCAGGUGCAGUCAUCCAGAGUCUAUUUUGUAGCCUGCACAAUAGCAUAUGGCAUAGGCCUUCUUGUGACCUUUGUUGCCUUGGCACUGAUGCAGAUGGGCCAGCCUGCUCUCCUCUACCUGGUGCCCUGCACUCUCCUCACCAGCUUGGUGGUGGCCCUUUGGAGAAGGGAGCUUGCCAUGUUCUGGACGGGCAGCGGCUUUGCGAAAGACCUACCUCAGCCUCCUGUGGUGAUAGCUCCUGUCAACUGCCCUCAUCUUCCCAAAGACAGCAGUGUGCCAGCCUCUCAACAAGACACAGAGCAAAUGACCAACCCCACCCUCCACGUGAAGGAGCUGCAUGGCUCCGCCUCAGCUGAAGAGGAGCUGGCUGAUACCAGCACAAAGACAAACCAGUCAGAAAUCUCUGUGGCCCACAGUGAGGAACCAACUGCUCAGAAUAAGGAUGACCUUGAAAGCAAAUGCCUAAAUGCAGAACAAAACAAGUUGGAAUAAGUAAUGUGAUAAGAACUCCUUACUUUCCCUCACAAACGUACAUAAAACCAGUAUGUAUUUAGGACUGGUUUAGUAGGGUUUGCUUUCAUUGAGGAACCUCACUAGGAGUCUGAUCAUCAAAUCCAACAAGGAAUGUUCUGUCUCCAGCUUUGGUACAGCUAUAUACUUAAAACACCUUUCUGAAAUAUGGUGCUCUCCAGGAGUUCUGAUGUGUGGGUUUCAAUGAUCGCUGUUAGUGAAUGCCUUUGACCAUUUGUUCCCUUUGCAUUAGGGCAGGAUGGCAUCAAGAGUCUUUAUUUACUCAGUACUCGUGCUUGUAUGGCUGUUUCACUGCUUCACCAUGAUGUAGGUUAACAUGGAGGAAAAGCAUUGAACAAGUCUGCUACAAUGCUCACAAAGCUUACUUGAGAGAAAUAUGGUCUUUUUUUUUUUUUUUUUUUUUUUUUUUUUUUGGGCACUUUCCCUGUUGUCACCAUAUACUUUACUUCUCCUGACUUGUCAAAGCCAUUGAUAUAAGGGAAUGCAUUAUUAUCAACUGACAUUCAGGAAAUGCAGAGAAUGGUUAAAUUACCAUUACUCCUAAAGGCUUUAUGCUACCAUGAUGCAUUAAAUGCAUCUCUUAAAUUUUUGUCUCUGUUUUUACUUCUAGGAACCUGAGCUGCUAGUCUAGUUUAAAAGGCAGGGUGAGUAGAGCUCGGGGAAGCUUUCUAGGCAUUCAUGUGAACUCCAAGGGCUCUGAUAAUAAACAGGGUUGGUCACAGAAUAAUGCCUGGAAGCAAAUGCAUAUUAGGAAUGUUUAGAAAUAAAAUAUAAGCCAAAUAGGUGAAAAAAAAAUAGGUAGUAGCACUGUACUAAGCUUAACAGGCAGUAUUUUCAUUGGGAAAAAUGUUAAAGCGCAAAUGUUCUUAUGUUUGGGGCUUUGAGCUUCUAUUUGUUCUUCAUUCAAGGAAUAUAAUUGUGGUUUCUGAUUCUGAAGAAAAUAGUCUGAUAUUUCAUUCCCAGUGGAGCACAUAUAGUGCUAGAGACAGUUGUGAUUUAAAAGCUACUUGCUGCUCAGUUACUUACUGACUGCCUAAGUCAUGUUUUGUCUUUGUCCCAAGAAUAGCCAAAGCAUAGUCUGUCAGGUUCUGGAAUGAACCUGGGAGCUCACUUUUUAUUUUGUCUUUCUUGCUACAUUGUGAAGGAAUUUGUGAAUUUAAAAAUUUUGGAGUGCAGCUGGUCUUACUUCAUAUUCCUGAAAUUGUUUGUUUUCCUCUAUAACAUGAUUUAGUCUUUUAUGCAUCAGCUUUUGUACAUAGAAAGAUGAUGGGAUUUGUGUAUUACUUGUUCCAUCUAAGUACAUUUGGCUUCAUCAGAGGAGUCUGUUCUGCACUUGUGUUGCAAUUCCAGAAAGCCUCAAGCACUUCACACAAAAACUGAAAUAGAAAAUUGAAGUAUUAUAGGAUCCUUGGAUAUGAUUCCAGAUUGCAUGGAAGAAAUACUCUCGAGUAUUUGGGAGCCCAAAAUGUAAUUUACAAAAGUAUUGUUGCAGUGAUGCAAUCAGAGGCAUUGCUGUUAAAUUGAGAGUCUCCACUUGGCAUGUUGAAUUGGAGUUGAAGGGCUCUCUUUUCAAGAAUGUCAGUUAAAUAUCAGCCAUUGCCUUUUUGGCUAGAUCUUCCAAAAUUUUGCCUUGUGCUUUUUGGAUGAAAGCUUUUAUGGGCAGUGGUAACAUUCUUUCUCUAGAAUGUGAGCAGCUUUCUCUAAAACCACUCUCUGGCUUCAGAGUUUUACCAGCUUCUGCUGAAAGCCUUGAGCCUUGUCUGAUAGGAUGAUUUAUGAAGAUUUUUGGAAGGCUCCCUGGGUCCAAUGGUCAACACGACGUUUAAUUUUCAAAUUGCCCUAAUGGAAGAUAGUACUAAAGCAAUCUGCUUUUCAGUCUUCUCUUUAAUGGACCCUUACUUAGGCCAGCAGUAACCUGAACCAGUUAUUACUAAUAAAAAGCAACAGAAACAUUUUACCGAAAACUUCAAUUAGCUGGAUUAUGCCUUAAGUCUUUGUGUAAGUAUUGUUAUUAAAUUAAGAAAGCAAUCUUGUGUUUAAAUAACGAACUUGACAAAUAGCAAGGUAAGUUGGAGACUGACUCAAAGUUCUAUUGGUUUUUGCCUUGAUCAUCUGUUAGAGUGUUGUUUGGAGUAGCUUUCUGAUGAUGAAGCAUUAGGUAUUGUCAUUUACUUGCAAGUGUUCUUUCACAUUUGUUCUCCUAUGUGGUUAGGAAACAGUUUAUUUCAGAUUGUUCAUAGCUCAGUUAAAACAGAAGAACUGGUCACACUGAACUGGGCAUUUCACAGUUCUGGACAUUCUGCUUCACCUCAGGUUUUGGGGAAUUUCCAUCUAUUUUUAAGUGUAAAUUUUUUCUCCCCCAAAUAACAAAGAAUUCAGGAAAAAAACCCCAAUUGCUUCUCAGUGCAGUACCUCCAGUUAAAGCUUGUGAAGUGGUAACAAUUUACAGGCUUUGACUAUCUCAGUACUUUACAAAUCAGGUGACCCUGGUGCUCCAGUUUGGCUGUGACUGUUCGGACCCUGAUCCUGGGCAGAUCAAUCCCUUCCAUCAAACAACAAGGCUGUAUUUUUUUAUCUUUAAAAAACUUCCCUGAUCAGCUUAAUUUAAGACUUAAUGUUGUAUAGGAAGAUAUGCCUAUCAGUUCAAUGUGACUGACUCUGAUUUUUUUUGAUGAUUUCCAAUACACAUUCCACACCAAACUUGAGUUUUAAUAUUUAAAGUAAUUAAAGUAAUAUUAAUGUUUAAAAUAAUGUUGAUAGGCUUCUUGUUUAUGUCUUUCACAUACUAAGCCUUAUCUGUCCAGAAAUACAAUAAGAGUUCAGUUCCUGAAAGCUUGUAUGUGUUCUGGGGAAGCACUUCUUUUAGUCAAAAAAAAAAAAAAAAAAAAAAAAAGAAAAACACAAACAAACACAAAAACCCCAAUAACAAUCCACGCCACUAAAACAAAAACCCAUUUGAGAAAAUCUGACUCUUUAGAUCACAAUAAUGAGGUGUUUGUUUUGGUCUGUUCCCUGCUGAAGGAUUGCCGAAAUGCAGCUGAAGGUAGAAUGGAAUAUGAAAGACUUUACUGAGGAUGAUAAAAGUAUCCCAAGCCCUCUUUGAAUUUUGCGGAUUUUAUUUUUCUUGUCAGAAAUGAAGAGCAUUUUAAAUGAAAUAUAUAAAAAAGAAACACAAAAGAUUAGAUUUGAAAAUAUAUUCUAUGUUUACCAGUGUCACUAAAAUAAAAGUGCAUCCACAUGUGUAAGAAUUACACUUGCAAAAAUAUUAAACUUUUUCUCUAAACUUGGACAGAUGGCAGACGACAGAAAAUCUGCACAGCUUAUUUUCCAAAAGAUUUAUUAGCAUGCUUCAUAGAAAACUUCAUUUAGAAAACUGUUUGUUUCCAUAUUUCUUGAACAUUUUCCAUGGUCUUGGAUAAUUGGUCAAGCUUUUCCUUCAGAGGAUGAUGCUCUUUCCUUACAGUACCCCUCAGUAUGACUGUUGUUAAGAAUGUCUUGACGCUAUUUUUCAGCCAUGCACAUCUCUGUGUUUCAGCUUUGAUUUUUGCCUUCCUGCUGCAUUGUUCCAGCUGGGAACAGAUCAUGGCUACCAUUUUAGUGCCUGUUGACUUCUGAGUAUGCUGGAAACUGGUGCUGACAUUAAUGAAUGCUGCAGUCAUUAAUGAAUUUAGCUGCCUCGGGGAGAUGCUGUGAAUUUACUUGCAGCUCUUUAAAAAAGCCAGUAUUGGAUGUUUGAGAACAGUGUUGCCUUGAAGUCAAAGCUCGCAUGUGCUGUUUUAGUGCAAGAUCCAGUGCUUUUGUUCUUGUCUUUAGCCUCAUGGCUGUGUGUGUUUCUGGUUUGUUGCACUACACAGGCUGUAUAGGAUGUAAAGCCCAUGAUACUUCUUUUUAACAGCAGCUUCAUUGAUUGUCCAUGAACAAACCAGAGUAUUUUGUACAUGCUUUCAUCAUUUGGUGUGUUAUUUGUAGUGUAAAUGGAGGCUGAGUAUGCUGGACAAGCAGCUGUGUAUACAACUAAUGAUUAUCAACAUUUGGCACAUAGCACAUUGAUGCAAAUGUGAAAUACAGACAUAGCAGUAGAUACAAAUACACAUCCAAAGCCUGCAGAGAUGGUGCUUUUGCCAUGACAAGUAUAAUCUCUGAUAUUUUAAAAAGAAUGUAGGGCUGUGUCUUCAGGCAAAUGAGGACAGGAGCUAUUUUCAGCGGUUCAGAAAACAUCAACAAGGAACAAUUAAUCUUAAGUUAUUUUAAUCUUGCAUGUGGUUUCCUAGCUAGGGCAAGACAUGAAGAACAGAGCUGCACUAACAGCUGUUCAGUUUAGGUUUUUGCCAGUGGUGCUGGGUAGGGUGGAGAAAGGGAAGAUAAGAAAAAACUGAAGGUGACUCAGAAAGCAUGAGGAGACACUGAACAAGAAAGGCAGUGGAAGAGUUUUCUCCAAAGAGAAGAUGUAAGGGCAUGAUAAAUAUCCAAAAAUCUGAAAAGGCUGCUGCAAACUGGGAAAACAGUUUGUCAAGUAGGGAUGACAUUAGAAUUAAUAGACUUAAUAAGGAAAUUUUAUUGCUGGCUGACAGGUGAGGGGCUCAGCAGGACAGGGCAGUGCCCAGUGCAUGACCUCCUUUGGUUCUGCCAGGAGAGAACUGAACCACACCAAGCAGAGUAAUUUCAUGCCACUGGCAGUUGGGGCCAGCCAACAAGCCCUGUCCUCCCUGUCCAGAUUUAGUCUGAGGGUCAGGAUUCCUGGUUUUAAUGAAGUUAUAGCAUGAACUUCAUCCCAGAGUACUCACUUUAUAUUCAUGAAUGCUGUCAGGAUGUUCUGUACCAACUGUGAUGGACAGUUCAGCUCUUGUGAGACAAAGACUGCAUUUUCUGCUACUUAAAAGUGAUAACUCUUCUGAAAAGAAACCACAUCAAUUUUAGUCUUUUUUGUCUAUGUUUAAUUUGUUGAAUUGCUUCUGGCAGCCUGGAACAUUUUCAGAACAAGACAGCUUUGUGUGGUACCAGAAGCUUCCUUUGGCCAGUGGCAUAAAAGAACUUUCUUUUCACUGAUCCUCUCUAUCAUCUCUAUUUAUCAAUUAUAUGCUCUUCUGUGAGGGUUCCAUCUUUUCCAGUUUUGCAGUUAAAUAUUCAGAUUAUGUGGAGUAAAGUGGCAUUUUGCCAUCUGUAGAUUAGUGAUAGGUGAUGAAUAGUGUGUUUAAAUUGGAUUUUCUUGAAUUGGGAACUAGUGUACUGUACACAAUAAUCUAUAAUUUCAGGAACUAGCAGAGGACUUAACUUCAUGUGAUGCAGGGGCUCAGGCUUGGUUCUGUUUGCCAGAAGCUGUUGGUGAGUCCAGCAGCCAGGGGUUACAGGUGCACAGGCUGCUGCAAUUAUUUGGAGCUACCUUCCUUAGGUGAAGGUGGCAUUACAGUUUUAUCCAGUUUUCUCAUGAUAUUUUUCUGCAUGUCAGCAUGCAAGUUUAGCUCCAGAUGGCAAACUUCAUCCAGGUGCUUGUCUCUGAAAAAUUCUGAGAUGAUCUGCUAGCUAGAUUUUUUUUGUUUAAGAACUGCUUCCUGCUGACAGACAUGCAUUGUAUGUUGUGAACUGACUUUGAGUGUUUCAUGUAAAUAUUGGUCAGCUGAAAAUAUGGUUUCAAAGUAAACCAGCUCAUCACCAGCUUAUGCCCCAUCUCUGGAAGUUCAAAGCUUAGUUGGAAGUAGCCCUGAGCAACCUGAAUCUAGUGGAUGGCAUCCCUGCCCAUGGCAGGGGCUGGAAUGAGAUGAUCUCAAAGGUCCCUUCCAACCCAAACCAUUUUAUGAUUCUAAGACUCUAUCACAACUCCUAAAAAAUUGGUGGCUUGGGCUGGUAGGAGCCCUGCAGUAGCAGACAGCCAACACCUCAUAGUCAAGUGCUGCUGAAAGAUCUCCAGCCCUGAGAAUGUGGCACUUGGCACGAGCAGCAACACCCUCUUGUACAGUGAGGCCAGCGAGGGUUCCCAGAACCUGAUCCUGGGGUGGGGCUGCACACAAGAGUCCUAUCUGAUGUUUUCAAUACACUAACUUCUUCCUUGAGCCAGUGGGGUUGGAAUGGAUAGAAAUAACUCUUUGCUUCUGAAACCUAUGUCUGUAGUCAAGAAAUUGCCAUAAACCUGCCACGUCUCCACUGUGGAUCCAAGCAUUGAGCACUGGGAUGGUGGGGAGCUGGUGCUUGAGGAGGAGCACAGUCCUUCACAUGCAUUCCCCAGCAAGGAACCAGAAGAGAAAUUUAUUGUUCUGCUCUGACUGAAGUUGUUCUGAUUUAUAUUGAACAAAAAUUUCAAAAUAGUGGUUCAGGUUUAGUUUGAAAAAGUAAAAAACAACCCAUAGUGGCACAAUUUAAUUUAGUUUGGAUCAUAAUCUACUUUUUUCAUAAUCAGUAGUGGAGACUACAGAAAAUGUUUAUCAGAGAUGUUACAGGAGACCCUAAGCUGGCAGCAAGCCUGUGUGGGAAACAGGCUCACUGCUCUGAUGGCCAAUUAGUGCUGUGCUCUGCCUGUGCUGGGGUGAGCAUGUCACCAAUUUGUGUUCAGCUCAUACUUUGCCACUUGUCUCCUCCAGCAACCUUUUGACUGUCAAACUCUCACAGAGAGUCCCAUAGCCAGCACUGGUUGUGGGAGAGCAACAAGGAAUCUCUGUGUCACAGAUCACUCCUGUGAUGCCUCAUGUGGGAAAGGCAUGAAAUGGAAUUAACCAUUCUUCUCAGCCUGGAGCCUAGACCACAUGCUGCAUUCCUCCCGGGGCUGAACACACAAAACCUCGAUCCUAAAACCGCUGAUAGGAACUAUGAGCUCUGCUACUUUCAGCCUAGCAAUGCAGGAAAGCAAAACCUAAGAAAAAUCUGAAUUUAGAGCCCUGCCCAUGGAUGCUAUGUUCAUUGCUGACCAUGUUCUUUCAAGGCUGGAGAAACUGGGGUCUGAUAGACUUCCAGCAAGCCAUGAGCCCCCUGUGACCCCUUCUAGUGUUAUUUUACUAAAACUGAAUCAGAAAUACUUUAGGUAUGGAUUGGUGGGAGGCUGGAAGCAAAAAUUUCAAGCAGUAUAAAGACGAUUUAAAAGCUAAGACCCAUUCGGAUGCUUGACAGUAGCUGCUUCUAGAGAGGAAGUUGAUUCUUGGAGAUAAUGUUAUCAGUCUUAAAUGUCUGGUGUUUUUGUGGAAGGACUUUGUAAUGGUGUUCAAACAGUAGUAUGUAGGAUAGUAUAUGAAGAGUGCAACCUAAAAGAUUGUUAAUUUUAGCACUUGCAAAUGCAUCUGUUUACAUAUGCAUGCAUGAAGAAUAAACUUUAAGCUCAUUCAGGUACUGAAGGAAAGAUUUUCUCUUGAUCCAAUGUGUUACAUGUUUUUUGCUGUUAUAAGAUCUUCUACGCAGCUUGGCCCCUUAAUAAUUAAAAAAAAAAAAAAAAAAAAAAAUAGAGAAAACCCGACAUUAAAAAACACCCCCUCCCUCCAUAAAAAGAACGGCUGAGGAAGUUGGCCAGUGUGGGAGACUGGUAUGAAAACUUACUCGGAGUAUUUUUCCUGCAAAAAAAUUUCAAACCAACAAGCUAUGGAAAUGAAGUGCAGAUGGGACAUAAAGAAUGAGGACUUUAGUUCUCUGUAAGGAUGUAGUCAAUGAUGCUGAUACAAUGAAUGUCAUUCCCUGAGUCCCUGGUUCCUCUCAUGUAUCUCCUUUACCUUGUCAGUCAGUCUGUCAAUGGCAUACACCACAUGGACCAGUCCCACAGCUGUAGCUGAUUGUGGGGUUGUUGAUUCCCCAUGGGAAGAGCGUCCCUCUCCCCUCACUCAGGCUACUACUUGAUGACUUGCAAAAUUGUGCAUAUUGCAUGAUAUCUGCAGGGAUAGAUAAAUCAAUAAUUCUGUGACUUUUGUCUAUGAUACAAGUAUCUUCUAUCUAUGGUACCAAGAUAUUUUUUUCUGCUGUUCUUGUUUGCAAGUAGUACGAAGUACAGACUGUGUCACCUCAUGGAUCCCUUCCUGUGCUGACACUAGGAGAGAGCCAUUGCGAAAACCAAGGGAAAAAGCAAGUUUGUUCCUAAGUAGGAAAAAACAUUUUUGGCAAACUUUUCUGUUUUUCCAAAGCUGUAGGUCUUACCACAGUAGAUGCAUCUGAUUUUCACUUCAGUCUGGGUGGCCUUUUCCCACCCUAUGUCUGUGUGGAUCUUUAUGGUUUUGAUACCAGCCCUCCCUCUGGCUGAAUUACAGCCUUCUAUCCAAUUGCACAGCACAUCAUUAUAUAUAUAUUUUUUAUAUGUAGAUACAUUGUAAUACAUAGGAUUUCCAGUGACCAGAUGUAGAUUGACUUUCCUUCUGUGAUGUAACAUGGGAAAUAACCUAUUUCAAAAUUAACGGGGAUGGCAGAAUCUUAAGACAAACAGAUGAGAAAUAUCCCAAGGGUUUCUGCAGAGUGAAUUUUCUAUGGAAUAAGGAAGCCUAUUUCAGGCAUAUAUAGAUACAAUGAAAGAAAGCAAACUUGAAAUUGACUGGUCAGCUAGCCAAAUUGCAGGAGUUUAAGUUUGUUUUUUUUUUCUGUUUUGCUUUUAAAAAGCACUGGAAUUUCCUUGAGUCUGUUUUCGUUUAAAGCUGUAAAAAAUUUCUAAAAGUGUCAAAUAAAGUUACUUAGUUUUUGAA